AUGCAAGGGCGAGGCAGGAGCGAGGCAAGAGUGAGGCAAGAGCGAGGCAGGAGCGAGAGCGAGGCAAGAGCGAGGGAAGAACGAGGCAAGAGCGAGGCAGGAGCGAGGCAAGAGCGAGGCAAGAGCGAGGCAAAAGCGAGGCAAGAGCGAGGCAGUAGCGAGGCAAGAGCGAGGCAAGAGCGAGGCAAGAGCGAGGCAGGAGCGAGGCAAGAGCGAGGAAAGAGCGAGGCAAGAGCGAGUCUAGAGAGAGGCAAGGGCGAGGCAAGAACUAGGCAAGAGCGAGGCAAGGGCGAGGCAAGAGCGAGGCAGGAGCGAGGCAGUAGCAAGGCAAUAGCGAGGCUAGAGUGA
Bacillus rossius redtenbacheri is the source of this 348-nucleotide messenger RNA. Its product is annotated as caldesmon-like. Lineage: Eukaryota; Metazoa; Arthropoda; Insecta; Phasmatodea; Bacillidae. The coding region runs from base 1 to 348 and encodes 115 amino acids. The transcript is spliced from 2 exons. The record is from RefSeq and is a predicted model, not a curated record.